CAGUUUUACUAAAAAUAUUCAAAUUUUUAGAUUUAAACAAUGAAGAAAAUUUGAAGAAACAAGACUUUUUGAAAGCAAGAGCAAAAGCUGAUGUCACAAUUCCAGAUUAAGAAGUAUAAAGAUAUAGUAGUAUUUGUUUGGAGAAAGCUUUGGAUAAAUUACUCUGUAGAUGAAUAACUAUCAUAUAAAGAUUUUAUCAAUAGAGUGGUUGGUAAGCAAUAGAUGUAAGACUAGCCGGAAUCAAGAAUUGUAUAAACAGGAGGUUCAUUAGAAGAGUUAAGAUGAAAAUUAAAUUGAAAGGGGCAUUAGGCAUUUUGAACUUAGUGAUUAGUUUGCCAAAUUAGUUUACAUCUUGAGAAUUGCAAGAUUAUUAGAAAAAAAUAAUAGAGAUGUAGAUGGAUGUAUUGAGUAUUUAAUGGAGAGUAUAUAAGAGCUUCAAACUUGAUUAAUAACAUAAAGGGUCCAUAUUUGAAUCACUCAAAGUAUGGAGUAGUUUCUAAUCUAUUUUACAAUUAUGAAUAGAGAGAAAUAUGUCCGCAAUAAUUGAUCAAUAGAUUUAAUGCUGAUCGACAUCCUGAAAAUAAAAUAUUAAAUAGAUCUCCUAAUGAUGUAAGAGAAGAAUUUUUAUCUGGAUUGAGUGUAUAUCUUCAACUUAGGUGCUAACCAUUCCAGACUUUUUGAUUUCUAUUGAUAUUUCGGAUUUUAUGUGACCAAUGACGAAAUCUUUAAGACUAUCUUAACCUGGGUUUAAGAUCUAAAAUAAUUUUAAUAAUAAGGUCCCUAAUACGGUACUCCUCCAAAAAGUGUUACACAUAGUAAUUUAAUGAUUCUCCAGAAUAAUAGAUAUUAAUUGCUAAUCCUCAAAAUUGUGUAAUAGUUGAAUUUUUGUCCUUCUUAAGUUAAAUCUGUAAAAUCUUAUCAAUAAAAGUAUUAACAAUAAAAGGAAGGCUAAUCUCAUUAAUCUAACGCAUCAUAGAUGUAAUCAACAUCUAGAUAAGUUGAAUUAAUAGUUUAAAGAAUAAGGAAUAGAUUAAUAUCAAGGGGAGCAAGAGGGGUCAUAUAAUUUUAUAGCGUGAGUAAGAUCUUAGAUGCUGAUCAUAAUGGGAUGUUAAAUUUAACAGAAUUUAGAAAGGCUAUUAGAGAUCACAAAAUCAAGGUUACAGACCAAGAAAUUGAUCUGGCUUUCUAAUACUUUGAUAGAGAGUAAACUGGUUUAUUGGGUUAUGGGGUUUCAUUUUUGUAUGAAGUGAUGAAAUGCCAUAUUAGAGAUCUCAAUUAGUAGAAUAACUAUUUGAAAAAUAUCGAACAAACGAUUAUUACGUUAUCAACUUUAAGAAAUAAAUUUAUAUUUAGAAAAAAAAGCGAUGAUGAAAUCAUUUAAGGCUUUUUGAACCAUUAUAAUUGUUACAUAAUAUUAAUGGAGAAUUCGGGCAUGAAAAUACAUUAAAUGAAGAACUAUUAGACUUCUUUAGUAAUUUUAGCGCUCAAAACCUGAUGCUAAAUAUUUUAAGUAGAUAAUUGUGAGUGCCCUUAGAUUGCUAUAAAAUGGAAGCAAGCAUCAUAAUGCUGGUAAUAAAUAAUUUUUUGAACCAGAUCAUAAAAGAAGUUAUUUACAAGAUCAUCAUAGAUAUGUUUUAUAAGGAGGAAGUGUUUCUGCAAACGCAUCAUUUGGAACAUUUACCAAACAAGAAUAAUUAGCUUACCUAAGACCUUUGAUUGAUUAAUAAUUAACCAACUUCAUUUAAUAUUUUAAACCAUUGGAGGAUGUCAAGGUUAAUCAAAAUGGGUCUCAACUUUAAUAAAUUCCACCUUCCUAAUCUUAGAUUUCAUAAUAAUCUCAAAUAAUAUGAA
Messenger RNA from Paramecium octaurelia, 1851 nucleotides. The record is from the annotation of a GenBank genome assembly. Lineage: Eukaryota; Ciliophora; Oligohymenophorea; Peniculida; Parameciidae.